AUGGCUGCAGAGAGCCCCAUGGAAAGUCUCCAGGAGGAAGCCACCUGUCCCAUCUGCCUGGAAUAUUUCACAGCCCCUGUCACUCUGGAGGAUGGGCACAAUUUUUGCCAGAUCUGCAUCAGCCAGUACUGGGAGGGAGCCGGCCCCACCGCCUCCUGCCCUCAGUGCAGAGCAACCGUGCCACAGAGACCCCUCCGGCCCAACAGGCAGCUGGCAAACGUGGUAGAAAUAGCCCGGAGGCUGAGUUUGCAGGACGCAGGUGGGGCCGGGGUGUGCAGGGAGCACCAGGAGGUGCUGAAGCUGUUCUGUGAAGAGGAUCAAACCCCCAUCUGCGUGGUGUGCGACAGGUCCCGGGCUCACCGCGCUCACACGGUGGUUCCUGUAGAGGAGGCUGCACAAGAGUACAAGGAGAAAUUUCAGGCCCGUUUGAAGACUCUGAGGGAGGAGAGGGAAAAGCUACUGGGAUGGAAAGCGACAGGAGAGAGGAGAAGCCAGGAGUAUCUGAAACAGACACAAGCCGAGAGGCAGAGGAUUGUGGCCGAGUUUCAGCAGCUGCGGCAGUUCCUGGAGGUUCAAGAGCGACUGCUGCUGGCCCAACUGAAGAAGCUGGACGAGGAGAUUGGGAGGCUCCAGGCUGACAAUGUCCGGAAACUCUCCGCGCAGAUUUCCUGUCUCAGCCAGCUGAUCGGGGAGCUGGAGGGGAAGUGUCAGCAGCCAGCGUGUGAAUUCCUGCAGGAUGCCAGAAGUGCUUUGAGCAGGUGUGAGACGGGGCAGUUCCAGCAGCCCGAGGAGAUUUCUCUUGAACUGGAAAAACGAAUCGGUGGUUUCUCCCAGAAAGCUACUGCCCUGUCGGAGAGUCUGAGGGAGUUCAAAGACACUCUGCCAUUUGCCCUGGAGGGAGCAAGAGGAAAAUCCCUAGGAGCAUUCAGACAGGUGACUGUGACUCUGGAUCCAGACACGGCUCAUCCUGACCUCGUCCUGUCCGGGGAUCGGAAAGGUCAGCUACUAGAAGUGGGCCUCA
This is a messenger RNA of Pelodiscus sinensis (Chinese soft-shelled turtle), 1021 nucleotides long. The record is from RefSeq and is a predicted model, not a curated record. Lineage: Eukaryota; Metazoa; Chordata; Testudines; Trionychidae.